Cavia porcellus (domestic guinea pig) is the source of this 4739-nucleotide messenger RNA. It is a transcript of the gene Mgat3, whose product is annotated as beta-1,4-mannosyl-glycoprotein 4-beta-N-acetylglucosaminyltransferase. NCBI's taxonomy places the organism in Eukaryota, Metazoa, Chordata, Mammalia, Rodentia, Caviidae. Gene Ontology annotation, cellular component: membrane. Gene Ontology annotation, molecular function: beta-1,4-mannosylglycoprotein 4-beta-N-acetylglucosaminyltransferase activity. The record is from RefSeq and is a predicted model, not a curated record. Gene Ontology annotation, biological process: protein N-linked glycosylation; N-acetylglucosamine metabolic process.
GGCUGGGUCAUUGUGAUGGUCAAUUUUAGGUGUUACCUUGGCUGGGUUAAACACCUGGAGCAGCGGCCAGAUGCUCCUUCUGAGUAUGUCUAGGACAGUGUCACUGGAGGAGAUGGCAUGAGUGGUGGAAGGAACGGGAAAGACCCACCCUCAGGGUGGGCACCUGUCCAACCGCCUGGGGACUAAGAGAACAAGAAGGGGGAGAAAGUGCGUAUUUCUCCUGUGACCUGAGGCCGGGACAUUCCUGCCUUUGGACGUCAGAACUCCGGGCUCUCUGGCCUCCGGACUUCCUGACUUGACACCAGACACCCUGGCCAAGUUCUCAGCCCUCUGGCCUGGGCCUGCAAAUCACGCCACCGGCUUCCCUGGUCUUGAACUGAGUUACGCUGUGGGCAUCCCAGGGUCUUCAGCUGGUGGACAGCCUGCCAUGGGACUUCUCUGCCUUCACAAUCAUGAUGAAGAUGAGACGCUACAAGCUCUUUCUCAUGUUCUGUAUGGCCGGCCUCUGCCUCAUCUCCUUCCUGCACUUCUUUAAGACCCUUUCCUAUGUCACCUUCCCCCGGGAACUGGCCUCCCUCAGCCCUAACCUGGUGUCCAGCUUCUUCUGGAACAAUGCCCCCGUCACACCGCAGGCCAGCCCCGAGCCGGGUGGCCCCGACCUGCUGCGAACCCCUCUUUACUCUCACUCACCCCUGCUCCAGCCGCUGCCCCCCAGCAAGGCUGCUGAGGAGCUCCACCGGGUGGACUUCGUGCUGCCCGAGGACACCUCCGAGUAUUUCGUGCGCACCAAAGCCGGGGGCGUCUGCUUCAAACCAGGCACCAAGAUGCUGGAGAAGCCGCCCUCGGGGCGGCCGGAGGAGAAGCCCGAGGGCUCCGAGGGCUCCUCGGGGGCCCGGGGUUCGGCGCGGCGCCCCCCGCGUCACAUGCUGAGCGCUCGGGAGCGCGCGGGCAGCAGCCGGGGCGCGCGGCGCAAGUGGGUGGAGUGCGUGUGCCUGCCGGGCUGGCACGGGCCCAGCUGCGGCGUGCCCACCGUGGUGCAGUACUCCAACCUGCCCACCAAGGAGCGCCUGGUGCCCAGGGAGGUGCCUCGGCGCGUCAUCAACGCCAUCAACAUCAACCACGAGUUCGACCUGCUGGCCGUGCGCUUCCACGAGCUGGGCGACGUGGUGGACGCCUUCGUGGUGUGCGAGUCCAACUUCACGGCCUACGGGGAGCCGCGGCCGCUCAAGUUCCGCGAGAUGCUGACCAACGGCACCUUCGAGUACAUCCGCCACAAGGUGCUCUACGUCUUCCUGGACCACUUCCCGCGCGGCGGCCGGCAGGACGGCUGGAUUGCCGACGACUACCUGCGGACCUUCCUGACCCAGGACGGCGUCUCCCGGCUGCGCAACCUGCGGCCCGACGACGUCUUCAUCAUCAACGACGCGGACGAGAUCCCCGCGCGCGACGGCGUGCUCUUCCUCAAGCUCUACGACGGCUGGACCGAGCCCUUCGCCUUCCACAUGCGCAAGUCGCUCUACGGCUUCUUCUGGAAGCAGCCGGGCACCCUGGAGGUGGUGUCGGGCUGCACGGUGGACAUGCUGCAGGCCGUGUACGGGCUGGACGGCAUCCGCCUGCGCCGCCGCCAGUACUACACCAUGCCCAACUUCCGCCAGUACGAGAACCGCACGGGCCACAUCCUGGUGCAGUGGUCGCUGGGCAGCCCCCUGCACUUUGCAGGCUGGCAUUGCUCCUGGUGCUUCACGCCCGAGGGCAUCUACUUCAAGCUGGUGUCUGCCCAGAACGGUGACUUUCCCCGCUGGGGUGACUACGAGGACAAGCGGGACCUCAAUUACAUCCGGAGCUUGAUUCGCACUGGCGGCUGGUUCGAUGGCACGAAGCAGGAGUACCCACCUGCGGACCCCAGCGAGCACAUGUACGCCCCCAAGUACCUGCUCAAGAACUACAACCAGUUCCGCUACCUGCUGGACAAUCCCUACCAGGAGCCCAAGAGCACUGCGGUGGGUGCGAAGGAGCAAGGGCCCCGAGGCAGGCCACCCGCAGCCAGGGACAAAUUGGAUGGGGGUGAAGGCUGAGCCUGAGGGAUCUCUCGGGCCUCUGGCCGGGUGGGGUGGUGGCUAACCCUGGCUGCCUUCGGCCUCUUCCUGUCGACUCGGGGUACUGGAGGGACCAGGAUUGAGCGGGUGGGCAGUUCCCUAUUCAAGCCCUUGUGCAUCGAGGGUUAGGUUCUUCACAAAAACAAAACAAAACAAAAAAACAAAACACCUCCUUUGCUGCCAGGAGAAGGGAGCAAGCCCAGACAUCUAUGCAGCCCUUUUGCUACCAGGAGUGCCGUGGCCAGGAGGUGCCACUGGAGAGCGCAUGACGGGGCCCAGGGACUGAGAAGGGCCUGGGGGAGAGAAGGGGCCCUGUGGGAACCUUCAGGGCCGCCCUGUGGGGCUGCAACCGGUAGAGGGAAGCCUUGAUGCUUUGGCAUGGGGCUUCGGGCCUGCAGUGGGGAGGGGCCAUGCCACCAGGCCCAGCUCUGUAAAUAGAUGCAUUUGGGAGCAAGGGGACCCCCUAGCAGGGAAGGGGUGCUGAUGAACACUGCAUGGUGUCCUCAGAAAUGCUGGCCUGGAGGAGGAGAAAGAGGCCUCACUCCCUGCCCUACAGGACAUCCCCAAGCUGGGAGGACAGUGCCCAAGCUGUUAGGUUUCUGUCCCUUGUAUGUGGCCUGGAGCUUCCUCUUUCUGAUUUCAAACCUGGCCUCGCAGUUUCUUCAUACUCUGCAUUAUUGUCGUGUGGGCUGCCUGCCCCACUGUUUGCAGGGACCCCAGAAUCUAGUUCUCAGGGUGGGGUGGGCGCUAGAGACAAGCCAAGGGUGGCAGGUGUGGCCUGGGGCAUGGGGAGGUGAAGAUGGACAUGAGACUCUCGUCAUUCUGCGUCUCCCUCCCUGUCACCCCCGCCAGCUGGUGCCCACUGCCCCAAGCACCACCACCCCCAGUGGAAUCACACGUAAGCUGUCCCUGGAGGCUGGCUAGGGGCCAGGAAGGAGCCAAAGGCUCUCAGGCCCAAGAAGGGACAUUAAGGUCAGUUGUAUGUUAACCUGUUCCUCUUAGUUUGCCUUGUGGGGGGAUGGGGAAUGUCAUGUGUUGGAGAUUCUGAGCUGCUGUAAGAGACCGUGAAAUGCAGAGGUUUGUGCAAGACAAAAGCUUGUUUCUGUGAAAUUAUCUAGAGAGAGAUGGAUGGUCCAGAACUAGUAGGCAGCGCCACUUUGCUUCACUCACACCUUCCAAUUCCGGAUACAGAGUGGCUGCUCCAGCUCCCGCUAUCACUUGUGCAUCCCAGAGCAGAAAACGGCAAAUAAGUGCAUACCUUUCCUGUUAUGGCCUCAAGCCAAAAAAAUGGCAUGAUUUCUAUUACUUCUGAUGGCUUCUCAUUGGCCAGGACUGAGUCACAAGGUCACAUAAAUACAGCUGCAAGGGAAACUGGGAAAUUGCCUUGUGCCAGACCUCAGUUUGGGAGAUCAGGGAAGGAGAAGAGGGAGAAUGGGGGUGGGGGACAAGCAGAUUUCUGGGGGAGGGGUAGAAGUGACUGCUUCCGUUGUAGGAUCCUGCUCCUGCUCCUGCUCCUGUCCCAGUUGCCCAGGGCCGAGUGCUGUGGCAGUGACAGGUGUGUGACCAGGAGAGAAUGUCCCUCCCUGCAUCCCCCAGGUGUUUCCUGUGAGGCCGAUGUGUGGAGGCUGCCUGUGGAAUGGUCCGUUGCCGUGCGUGCGUGUAUAUUUAUGGGCAUGGGUGCAUGCUUGGUGUGUAUUUGUACGUGUCUGUAUCGAUGUGUCCCUGUACAUAGGUGCCUGAGUGUGGGAGUGGGAGUCCCGGCCCAGGCAUCCUCUUUUCCAGGUCCUGUGGCCAUGUUUCCUGCGGCUUCCCAGGGUGACUGAGGCAGGAAGCCUUUGGGGAGCCCAGAAAGCAAGAUGAAGGAGAUGUGGGGUCUGUCUGUCUGUCUGUCUUCCAGUCUGAGGAAUGAGUCCUCUCUCCUGUCAGCCCCUCUUGGUCCCCGCUUUGUCCUCCUCCUGAUCCCCAGCUCCAGCAGGGCUUUUUCUGAGCAGCUCACUAGGAAGAUGCCUGAUGGCUCAGGAGAGCUGGAGGACGUGGCUGGCGCAGGCGUGAUGUGGGAGGCUGGCCUCGGAGCAGCCGUGGUGGACAGGCCUAGAGCAGGGAAGGAAGACGGAAGGCUCAGGCCUGCCAGGGUUCAGACCAAGCGGGGAGGGGGCAGAGGGAGGGCCGGGGCCAGGGUGUGGGGUGAAAGAGUUUCACAUAUAACCACAGCAUACACUGGCAAGGGGGGGCGGUGCCAGGGCCACUCCCAUACCUGGAGGGAAACCAAACAAUGUGAACACUGGCACACUGCUGCCCUGUCACCAUAUCCAGAUGUCUUUACCGGGGACCUCUGGCCCUAAGGAGGCCUGUGCAGCCAAGCUUCUAGCUGGCUUUGUCCACACGUAGUCAUAUCAGUUCCAGGGGUGGGGACAGAAUUGAGAGUCAGCGUGGGGACACGGGACUUGCCCCUGCAGAAGGCAGGGCCCUAGGAAAUGUGUAAUUUAAGGACACCAAUAAUAAUAGUAUUAUUUUUUUUGUAAAGGAAAAUCAAUAUGUACAUUCUGAAAUCAUUUUCUCUGUAAAUGGUUGGAUUUCAUUUCACCCUUAAAGGGAUGCUUAAAGGAGAAGAUAUUAAUAAUAAAAACAGCUGUGAAGUCUGAA